Fraxinus pennsylvanica is the source of this 936-nucleotide messenger RNA. Lineage: Eukaryota; Viridiplantae; Streptophyta; Magnoliopsida; Lamiales; Oleaceae. The record is from the annotation of a GenBank genome assembly.
AUGGUUAGGAGUAUGGCGUCUGUUUACUGUUGGCUCCGUAGCACUUCAUCAGCCAAUACGGAACAAAAUAAAUCACAGUUUUUCACAAAGUCGAUACUUCCACAGCAAGGCGUUGGGGAGAAGAAAGAAUGGUCAGCCCAAUCUUCAGUUGAAAUAUCAUGGAUAUCAACAGAUAAGAAUAACUUCUCCCGUGCAUCUUAUGCCAUCAACAACUAUAGACUUCUGGUAGGGCAGUUGGAAAAAGUUAAUGUCUGUAAGAUAGACACCAAUGCCCAGAUAGCAUUUUGGAUCAACUUGUAUAAUUCCCUGGUUAUGCAUGCAUAUCUGGCUUAUGGGAUACCACAAAACUCGCUCAGAAGGUUAGCAUUGUUUCACAAGGCUGCUUACAAUGUCGGUGGCCAUGUCAUAAGUGCAAGUACCAUCGAGCAGUCAAUAUUUUGCUUUCGUACCCCUCGAAUAGGACAGUGGCUAGAGACCGUGUUGUCAACUGCUAUGAGAAAAAGAUCUGGAGAAGAAAAUAAACUAGUCAGUUCAAAAUUUGGCCUUAAAAAUUGUCAACCACUUGUUUGCUUUGCCCUGUGUACCGGAGCUCAUUCUGACCCCUCGCUAAAUGUAUACACAGCCUCAAAUGUUGAAGAGGAACUCAAAGUGGCAAAGAGAGAGUUUGUUCAAGCAAAUAUGGUCGUCAAAAAGUCGAAGAAAGUGUUUUUACCUAAACUUGUAGAAAAGUACGUGAAGGAAGCCUACAUUUCUAGUGAUGAUCUUCUAAAGUGGGUUACUGAAAAUGUUGACAAGAAGCUUGAUGAUACAAUACAGAAGUGCCUUGAUCUCAGACCAAAUAAAAGGGCAUCUCUGAUCAUCAAAUGGCUGCCUUACAAUUCUAAGUUCCGAUAUUUGUUUUCAAAAGAGUUGAUGGAGAAGCCCUGGUGGGCAUAA